Messenger RNA from Pseudozyma flocculosa PF-1, 2058 nucleotides. RefSeq lists its product as uncharacterized. NCBI's taxonomy places the organism in Eukaryota, Fungi, Basidiomycota, Ustilaginomycetes, Ustilaginales, Ustilaginaceae. The coding region runs from base 1 to 2058 and encodes 685 amino acids. The transcript is spliced from 2 exons. The record is from RefSeq and is a predicted model, not a curated record.
AUGGCCCUGCUCAGCGCUGCUGCCCUCACAGCGACGGCACGUCAUGCGCUGGCCCCAACUUCAUCAUCACGAACACUGCUGCCCAGCUCGCAGGCCUUUGUGCACCUCAAGACCUGCCGACAAUGCCUCGACUCGCGGCGAGGCCUCGCGGACAGCUUUGGCCCACGCUUCACCUCGACUUCUUCGCGGCGCAGUGGCAGCAAUGCCAAACCUCCCACACCCCCCUCGUCGGCCUCACCCUCUCGCCCCGUCGACCCGGCCAACCUGGUUCCGAAGCGCUACCGGGCAAAGGUCGAGGUGCUCCCCUUCCGCGUCGGCACGGAGGAAGCAAGGCAGUUUCUGCACGCCUUCACUGCCGGCGGCGUGCUCCAGCAUCACCGUUCCUGGUACGAGCACCUCAAGCUCCACUACGCUCUCACCAUUGGCGGAGAGACUGCGCAAGAGGUGCGCGAAAGGGUCGUCACGUUCGAAAAGAUCUCGGCCCUCUACCUGCCCAUCUGGAUGGUCAACGCUUCCGUCGAGCUCAGGUGCCGCGGCGAAAACGGCCGCGCAGAGGUCACCUUGCUCACCACCAAGAGCCGCUUCCCCGGCAACUCGUGGGGGCCCAUGACCACCAUGCCCAUGUACCCCGACUAUCCCAGCGACGCCCCCGUCAGCCCAGAUCAGCCGCAGCAGACGCUCGAUCCGGCACAGAGAAACUACCAGCUGAUGAUGGACUACGAACUUUACGACCCCGAGAAGCACCUGCAUCCCAAGGGCGUCGAGAUCGAGGGAGGUAUACCGCCUCCGCUGCCCUUCAACAUCUCGCCGCUCCACCUGCCGGAACUUCUCAGGAAGGACCUCGCGCCCGAGGACCGCACCAUCGAGGGCGAGAUCCCAAGAGAGGAUCUUGAGGAGGAGCUCGGCCGCACGGGGCGGGCGUGGAGCAACUACAAGACGGGCAACCCGAAGCUGUCUCCUGUCCACUUUGAACCGGAGACGCUCAAGACCCACAUGCUGGCGGCCUACCCGCUCCUCAUACCGAUACACCUUGCCGAAUGCUCUUUCAUCGACAAGGAGGGCGAGCGGCAAAGGGUCACGCACGCGCUGGGUGCGUGGGACAAGCAGAUGCACACCUUUGCGAGUCUGUUCCACAAGGACGGGGUCUGGCGUCGUACGGGCUCGGACCGCCACCCCUUCUCAAUCCAGACGACCGACCUGUUCCCACGCCUGCCCAUCCGCAACCCGUUCCAGCAGCAUUUCAGCAAGGAGCGAGCGGCGGCUGAGGAUGAGCGGCGCAAGAAGCGGAUCGAGUACAAGGAAAAGCUGACGGCCAAGAUGGGCGAGAUGAAGAAACAAUUCGGGCUGGGCAAAAUGAACCGCGCCGAGAUCGACGAGCUCUGGGAGGAGGCCGACAGCUUGCACAUUAAAGAGCUCAAGGACAGCAUCAAGUCGCAAGAGGCCGAGCACCUGGCCGUCGAGCUCCCCGUCGCGUGGGCCAUCACCCUGAAGGUCGAUGAGCUCCUCGAGAAGGCCAACUGGACGCCGCUGGAACGCGACGAGCGCGAGGCGUAUCAGGCGCGAACGUCGCGCGUUGAUCCUUCUAAACCGGUGCGUUCCAAGAAGGACAAGCAGCGGCUGCCCUCGACCACGCAGAUGAGGUACUCGGGGACCCCGCCCACGGAGCCAAGGCCGUACCAGUGGCUCUCGGACAAGCAGGAGCGCGAGGCCGAGCAGCAGCAUCCGGAUCGCAAGGCGGGCCUGGGCGACUUUAUCCACUGGACCUCGCCCCACGUCCAGAGGCUCACGCUCAAUGUGGCGGCCAACAAGCGUUACCUCGAGGAGGGCGUCCCCAGGGAGCUCAAGAGCCGCAGGAGUCUGGUCAAUGCCACGGCGGCCGGUGCCGACAUUGACAACCUCCUCGUAAUCAACCAGUCCGACGGGUCUACGGUCAAAGGCUCAGAUGCCGUCAAGACGCUGCGGGCGUCCGACCUCGACUGCCGGCAAUACUCCGAGCGGCUGAAGCCGCGCUGGCUCAAGGAGCUCGAGAAGAAUGGUCCUCCUGCGCCGCGCUACUAG